This is a messenger RNA of Lottia gigantea (owl limpet), 1257 nucleotides long. RefSeq lists its product as hypothetical. Gene Ontology annotation, cellular component: membrane. The transcript has 6 exons. The record is from RefSeq and is a predicted model, not a curated record. Lineage: Eukaryota; Metazoa; Mollusca; Gastropoda; Lottiidae. Gene Ontology annotation, molecular function: glutamate-gated receptor activity. Bases 1 to 1257 code for a protein of 418 amino acids. Gene Ontology annotation, biological process: monoatomic ion transport.
AUGAGAAGAAUUGGAAAAGUGAAUGGAACUCAGCAAUACGAGGGGUAUGGUCUGGACAUCUUGGAAGUUUUAGCCAUGGCACUAAAUUUCAGGCAAGUUAAAAUUCGAACGAAAGAUGGAGAAUGGGGUCGAAUAUUGAACGGGUCUUGGACUGGUGUGGUAGGUCAGCUCAAUAGACGGGAGGUAGAUCUAUUUGCCGGAAGUCUGGCAAUAUCAUCCGGUAGAGAAGACGCUUGUGAUUUUACAUUUCCUUACUUCCACGUCUACUCUUGCGUCAUCUUCCGCACGCCGGACCCUAACAAAACAAAAUGGCGAAAGUUGAUAGAUCCUCUGUCAUGGGAGGUCCACGUGUCGGUAUUAGCGUCCUUUAUUUCCAUCAUAGCAUUGCUGUAUAUUAUAGAAAGACUGAAUCCAUUUUACCAACAUUCUUUCGCAUUCAAAAGGGAUUGGUAUCCGCCACAAUAUCAACUAACAACAAUAACAACUAUGAAUCAUUUGAAUCUUUUAAUUUUCUUUACAGGAGGUUCAUCCAUGCCAUCAUCAACGGCUGGACGAUCGUUACUAGCAGCGUGGUGGAUCUUUUGUUUGAUAACCGUAGCUACAUACAGUGGGAACCUGAUAGCCUUUUUGACCGUGUCUAAAGAGAGGAUGCCGUUUGAAACACUAACAGGAUUGGGCAACCAGCGAGAGUAUGAGUGGGGAACUUUAGGAGGAAGUUUGUGGGUUUCACUUAUUAAUGAAUCCAAUUUAACAGUUUUUAGGAAUUUAUGGAAUGGAAUGGUCGAUUUUAAUCAAACAGAUGAAGAGAUAUUCCACCUGGAUCAACAGCUACACAGACGGAAAGUUGAGAACGAAGACUAUGGUUUUAUAGCGGAUAAAUCGACGGCCGAGGCCUGGGUGUCUGAGAACUGCCAACUAACGUAUCUCAAAGAGCUGUUUUUUCCUAUGAAUUACGCCUUCGCUCUUCAGAACCAUUCGCCAUAUUUAGAAUACUUCAACGAUGAGAUGAUGAAAAUAUAUGAAAGUGGAUUAACGCAGACUCUUAAACGAAAAUGGUUCCCAAAACAGAAUAAAUGUUUGGACCAGACGACAAGUGCCAAGGCUAUAGAACUGUUAGAUAUUCAGAGUGCGUUCUACGUGAUAGGAAUAGGGAUUGUUAUAGCCUGUAUGGUAAUGCUGGUUGAAAGAUGUUUUGUGAAAAAUGAAAAGGGGUCAAGUUUAAAAUAUCAGUUUAUUCGAACCUUAUUUAAAAGAUAA